GUACUUGUUAUGUAGUUACACCGCCCUCUGCCCCACCCACAUCGAAGUCUAUGAACACACCAUGCACACGCCUUUGAACGCUCAGGUGGAGACCGAAGUGGCGCAGUCCGGAUCAUGGAGGCCGGCACCCUCCCCACAGGUGGAGGUGAUGCGGAUCUAGCCGCCCUGAGCUCUGGGGCAGUGCAGCCCGGGACAGAAGGCGCUGGCACUGGAGACCCUGCUAAAGAUGAGUCAACAUGUCCUAUAGCAACAGGAGAUGGGGAGUGGAUUCACUCAGUUGAUAGCUCCGUGUCCUCAUCUGACAGUGAGGAUGAGGGCAUAGGCAAGAAAGAGAAGAAGAAAAAGCUCAAAAAGAAGAAAAAGAAGAAGGAUUCAGGUUCAUCUUCGUCGUCUUCAUCGUCAUCAUCCUCUUCUUCCUCCUCCUCUUCCUCCUCUUCCUCCAGUAGCUCCUCCGACAGUGAUUCAGACAGUGAGGAUGACAAGAAGAAAAAGAAGAAGAAGGACAAGGACAAGGAGAAGAAGAAAGAUGAAGACUCAGAAUAUGUCUGGGAAACUGUCAUAAUCACACAGGAUGGGGACAGGAUAGUGCAGCAGUCUGCCACGGAACCUGGAGAGAAAAAGGAUAAGAAGAAAAAGAAGGACAAGAAGAAGAAGGACAAGAAGAAGAAGAAAGACAAGAAGAAAAAGGACAAAAAGAAGAAAAAGAAGAAGGAUUCUUCUAGCUCUUCCUCAUCUUCCUCUUCGUCGUCAUCUGACAGUUCAUCCGACAGUGAGGACGACAAGAAGAAGAAGAAAAAGAAGAAGAAAAAGAAAAAAAAGAAGAAGGAUUCUAGCUCCUCUUCCUCCUCCAGCUCUUCCUCAUCCAGCUCCUCCUCUGACAGUGAUGAUGACAAGAAAAAGAAGAAGAAGAAGGACAAGAAGAAGAAGAAAAAGAAAAAGAAGGACAAGAAAAAGGACUCUAGCUCUUCUAGCUCGUCAUCUUCUUCAUCUUCAUCUGACAGUGAAAAGGACAAGAAGAAAAAGAAGAAGAAGGACAAGAAGAAGAAGAAAAAGAAAGACAAGAAAAAGGAUGAAGAGAAGAAGGAGCUGGGUGCAGAGAAUGCUGAUGGUGAGAUUCCAGGACCAAGCACUGAGCACAUGUAUGAAGUUGCUGAGAUGGACACUAAAGCGCUCAGUGCAAGAGAUGAAAUUCAAGAGGGUGUCUCUGAUCGGGCCAUCCCUUUCACGACCGGUAUCGAUGAGGGUAACCUCACGGAUGACGAGGGAGAGGGAGGAAAACCCGACAAGGACAAAAAGAAGAAGUUAAAGAAGAAGAAGAAGAAGGAGUCUGGCUCUGAUUCGGACAGUGAGGAUGAGGAUGACAAGAAAAAGAAGAAGAAAAAAAAGAAGAAGAAGAAAAAGAAGAAGAAGGACUCUAGCAGCUCCUCUUCCUCCUCUUCCUCCUCUUCCUCCUCUUCUGACAGUGACAGUGAUGACGAUAAAAAGAAAAAGAAGAAGAAAAAGAAAGAUAAGAAAAAGAAGAAGAAGAAAGACAAGAAAAAGAAGGAUUCUUCUUCUGACUCCUCCAGUGACUCUAGUGAUGAUGACAAGAAGAAGAAAAAGAAGAAGAAAAAGGACAAGAAGAAGAAGAAAAAGAAGGACAAGAAAAAGGAUUCAUCGUCUUCUUCUGAUUCAUCCAGUGACUCUAGUGAUGAUGAAAAGAAGAAAAAAAAGAAGAAGAAAGACAAGAAGAAGAAGAAAAAGAAGGACAAGAAAAAGGAUUCUUCAUCAUCUUCAUCCUCUUCAAGUGACUCUAGUGAUGACGAGAAGAAGAAAAAGAAGAAGAAGAAAAAGAAGGACAAGAAAAAGGAUUCUUCAUCUUCUUCAUCUUCUUCAAGUGAUUCAAGUGAUGAUGAGAAGAAGAAGAAAAAGAAGAAGAAGGACAAGAAGAAAAAGAAAAAGAAAGAUAAGAAAAAGGAUUCUUCUUCAUCUUCAAGUGACUCUAGUGAUGAUGACAAAAAGAAAAAGAAGAAGAAGAAAAAGGACAAGAAGAAGAAGAAAAAGAAGGACAAGAAAAAGGAUUCAGACUCUUCUGGUAGUGACAAAGACAAGAAGAAGAAGAAAGACAAAAAGAAGGAUUCAGGUUCUUCUGGCUCUAGUGACAGUGACAAAGAAAAUAAGAAAGACAAGAAAAAAGACAAGAGCUCUUGCUCCGGUAGUGACUCUGAGAAGAAGAGUCUGAGCUCAUUGGGUGAAAAACAGGAGGAACCUAAACUGGACUCCUCCUCCCCAGAACUCUCCGCUCUGAGCAGUUCCAAACCUGGGGCCUCUACCACCACCUCCAGCACCUCUUUCACUCCUCUGCCCUCCAAACCUGUGGUCACAAUGGACCCCCCCAGCCUCUCCACGCCCUCCUCUUCAUCCUCUUCUUCUCUUUCUGCUUCUUCUGAGUCCAAGCCCACCACCACCACCACGGUCACCUCCACUCUGCCCUACACCAGCCCAAUACGACGCCCCCCGAGCCCCAUGGAGUCACUGAUGGGCAGCCCCCGACGAUCCACAUCCACCACCACACAUCUGUCCAGCAGCAGCUAUAUCAGAAAAUAUUAGUUUAGAUUACUCUCAAGAGGUUAGAUUUUUAACAUGGGAAACACCUGUAGCUGUCUAAAAAGUUGCAAAGAUAUAUAUUUUAAGAUAGAAGGUAAAUUAUUUAGUAUAAUUUUAUUUGGUUACUUUAUUACAAUCAAGAGAUUAGAUUUUUAACAUAGAAAACAACUGCGUAACUGGAACAUGGUCAUCCUACUGAGAAGACAGUAGUUUAUUUUUCUAGAGGUUAAUUAGUAAAACAAAAAAACAGAAAAACUUUUACCUGUUUAGAUUAAAUUGACAAAGUUUAACCUGUGUGUGAUUGGGGUAAGACACCAAAAUGACUGGGAGAAUAUGUUUUAUCAAAUAUAUCAACUGUUGCUCAUAAAGUAUAUAAAAAACAUCUUUGUUCCUUUGUAACUAUAUUGUCAGCCCAAAACCGGUAGGACGUGACUGGAAUCCUAUUUAAACAUCUGAAGAAGAGACCCAGACAUUACGCUAGGAUUUGGCAAAUGCAUAAGAGAAAGAGCGCAUACUUUUACUGCUAAGUUAUUAAAGAGGAACAUGACACUUAAUGGGCAACAGUGGAUAUUGUAACAACUAUCAGAAAAUUCUCAUUUUGUUUUAACCUAAUCCCAAUUACAGCUGCAGUUUUAUUCUAAGCACCUUUUGAAAAUCAAACAUAGGUCAGGCCAAGUCAAAUGGAUAAAGCAAUGAUUUUGUUUUUUUUUGUUACUAAAAACAUAGAGGAGAUGAUAAUAUCAAGAGAUUAAAAGUUAGAGAAUACGUGGAAUGAAUUAUGCAAAGAAAUUGAGAGAGAAAGAGAUGGCAAUCGAGGCCUGAGUUUUGUUUUGUGGAGAAUUAAACAUGAUGUGAUUUACAUACAGAGUACAUGCUCAUUAGGCCUACAAUCUAUUCAAGAAAUGCAGAAAUCAGGAGAUAAAUACUACAAUGUGUGGAUGAUUGUUUUGUCAGAAAGGCAAUAAAGAAUGACAAAAGAUGAA
Molecule: messenger RNA, 3569 nt
Organism: Boleophthalmus pectinirostris (great blue-spotted mudskipper)
Lineage: Eukaryota; Metazoa; Chordata; Actinopteri; Gobiiformes; Gobiidae
Product: cylicin-2-like
Exons: 26
Coding region: 115-2589 (824 amino acids)
Source: RefSeq, a predicted model, not a curated record